CCUCGCUCCGGCACCGACACCCCUGCUCCUCCUCCUCCUCCUCCUCCUCCCCGCGGCCGUCCCCUCCUUCUCUCCCUCCCUCCCUGCUGCCAGUUUCUCUACAACUAGUACAUCCACACACAGGGUCCCGGCCGCCGCGGCUGCCAUGGAUAUCAGCUAAAGCGCCGGCAGUCGGACGGACAGGGCAGAGAGGCGCUCCCCGUCCCCGCUCCGUCGCCCCCCGGGGCCGCGGCGCCCUCCUUGCCGCCCUCCUGCCCUUCCUUCCCUGCCGCCCCGAGCCUGCCCCACAGGAGCCCGGCGCCCACGGGGGAGGGAGGGAAGAGAGAAAGAGCAAGCGGAGAGGGAGUCGGGCAGAGCAUCCCCACGGCAAUGUCCAAGGGCUUGAAGAAGAAAAGCCACUGGACGAGCCGAGUCCACGAGAUCGUGAUCGUGAGGAACCCGGAGGGGCAGCUGGGCUUCGAGCUGAAGGGGGGCGCCGAGAACGGGCAGUUCCCGUACCUGGGGGAGGUGAAGCCCGGCAAGGUGGCCUAUGAGGGCGGCAGCAAGUUAGUGCCGGAGGAGCUGCUGCUGGAGGUGAACGAGACCCCCGUGGCCGGGCUCACCAUCAGGGAUGUGCUGGCCGUGAUCAAGCACUGCAAGGACCCCAUCCGGCUCAAGUGCGUCAAGCAAGGUGGCAUCGUUGAUAAGGACCUUCGUCACUACCUCAAUUUACGGUUCCAGAAAGGUUCGGUGGACCAUGAGCUCCAGCAGAUCAUAAGAGACAAUCUCUACCUCCGCACAGUGCCAUGCACCACAAGGCCACAUAAGGAGGGGGAAGUCCCUGGUGUGGACUAUAUUUUCAUCACUGUUGAAGAUUUUAUGGAAUUGGAGAAAAGUGGUGCUCUCUUAGAAAGCGGAACAUAUGAAGACAACUAUUACGGCACUCCAAAACCUCCAGCAGAACCAGCUCCAUUACUGUUAAAUGUAACAGAUCAGAUCCUUCCAGGUGCCACUCCUGGGGCCGAAGGUAAACGUAAAAGGAAUAAGUCUGUGAGCAAUAUGGAGAAGACAGGUAUUGAACCACCGGAGGAAGAAGAGGAAGAAAGACCUGUGGUCAAUGGAAAUGAUGUGACAGUAACACCAGAAUCAAGUGAACAUGAAGAGAAGAGUACAGGUGUCUCAGGUGAAGUAUCUUCUACCCAACCUUGCCCUGCACCAGGAUAUACUCAGCCUGAAGAAGCAAAGGAGGAUAUGGAUGUAACAAAGCAGACAAAACCGGAGGAGAAUGAUGACUUGGGCCCAUUACCUGAUAACUGGGAAAUGGCUUAUACAGAAAAAGGGGAAGUCUACUUUAUUGACCAUAACACAAAGACAACAUCAUGGCUGGAUCCACGACUUGCGAAAAAGGCUAAACCUCCAGAAGAGUGCAAAGAAAAUGAGCUUCCAUAUGGCUGGGAGAAAAUUGAUGAUCCCAUUUAUGGCACUUAUUAUGUUGACCACAUAAAUAGAAGAACACAAUUUGAAAACCCUGUCCUAGAAGCAAAAAGGAAGCUACAGCAGCAUAACAUGCCCAACGCAGAACUUGGAACAAAGCCUAUGCAGGCCCAAGGUUUCCGAGAAAAACCACUCUUCACCCGUGAUGCAUCACAGCUGAAGGGGACUUUCCUCAGCACAACUCUUAAGAAAAGCAACAUGGGUUUUGGAUUUACCAUCAUUGGUGGGGAUGAGCCAGAUGAGUUUCUUCAGGUGAAGAGUGUAAUUCCUGAUGGGCCUGCAGCACAAGAUGGGAAAAUGGAAACAGGUGAUGUCAUUGUCUAUAUUAAUGAAGUUUGUGUCCUUGGACAUACUCACGCAGAUGUAGUCAAACUCUUCCAGUCUGUUCCUAUUGGUCAGAGUGUCAACUUGGUGCUAUGUCGUGGAUACCCUUUGCCCUUUGAUCCUGAAGAUCCUGCCAACAGCAUGGUGCCACCCCUUGCAGUAAUGGAGAGGCCUCCGGUAGUGGUAAAUGGAAGACAUAACUAUGAAACUUAUUUGGAAUACAUUUCUAGGACUUCUCAGUCUGUUCCAGACGUAACAGAUCGACCACCACACUCCUUGCACUCCAUUCCAGCAGAUAGUCAGCUUGAUAGCACAUUCCCACCACCUGCCCAUGAUGAUAAUGUAUCAAUGGCUUCUUCUGGGGCCACCCAAGCUGAACUCAUGACCUUAACCAUUGUGAAAGGGGCCCAGGGCUUUGGCUUCACUAUAGCAGACAGUCCUACAGGACAGAGGGUGAAGCAAAUUCUAGACGUUCAGGGAUGUCCUGGUUUGUGUGAAGGUGACCUCAUUGUUGAGAUCAACCAGCAGAAUGUACAGAACCUGAGCCAUGCAGAAGUAGUGGAUAUACUUAAAGAAUGUCCUGUUGGAAGUGAAACUUCUUUGAUUAUCCAUAGAGGAGGUUUCUUUUCUCCAUGGAAAACUCCAAAGCCUAUGAUGGAACGAUGGGAGAAUCAAGGCAGCCCUCAAACAAGCCUAUCUGCUCCAGCUCUACCACAGAAUAUUCCCUAUCCACCCACUCUUCACAGGAGUUCAUUUCCCGAUUCAACAGAGGCCUUUGAUCCACGGAAACCUGACCCAUAUGAGCUGUAUGAGAAAUCAAGAGCUAUUUAUGAAAGUAGGCAACAAGUGCUGCCCAGGACUGGUUUUCGAGUGGAUUCCUCUGGUCCUGAUUACAAGGAGUUGGAUGUUCACCUUCGGAGAAUGGAGUCUGGUUUUGGCUUCAGGAUCCUUGGAGGAGAUGAGCCUGGACAGCCUAUCCUCAUAGGAGCAGUAAUUGCGAUGGGCUCAGCAGACAGAGACGGUCGUCUCCAUCCUGGUGAUGAACUGGUGUAUGUAGAUGGGAUUCCAGUGGCCGGCAAAACCCACCGAUAUGUGAUUGACCUUAUGCAUAACGCUGCCCGAAAUGGGCAGGUGAAUCUUACUGUGAGGAGAAAGGUGCUACCCACAGGAGAACCGUGCCCAGAGAAUGGCAGAAGCCCAGGCUCAGUGUCCACGCACCACAGUUCUCCAAGAAGUGACUACGCAACUUAUGCCAACAGCAAUCACGCUGUCUCUAGCAGCAAUGCUACACCCCCCGAGGGCUUUACUUCUCACAGCUUGCAAACCAGCGAUGUCGUGAUCCACCGCAAGGAGAAUGAAGGUUUCGGCUUUGUUAUCAUCAGCUCCCUGAACAGGCCUGAGUCUGGGUCCACAAUAACUGUACCCCAUAAAAUAGGGAGAAUAAUUGAUGGAAGUCCUGCGGAUCGCUGUGCAAAACUUAAAGUUGGAGACCGGAUCUUAGCUGUGAACGGCCAGUCUAUUAUUAACAUGCCUCAUGCAGAUAUUGUGAAGCUAAUUAAAGACGCAGGUCUCAGUGUAACACUUCGCAUCAUUCCUCAGGAGGAGCUGAACAGCCCGGCCUCGGCCCCCAGCUCGGAGAAGCAGAGCCCCCUGGCGCAGCAGCACAGCCCCCUGGCCCAGCAGCAGCAGCAGCAGAGCCCCCUGGCCCAGCAGCAGCAGCAGCAGCAGAGCCCCCUGGCCCAGCAGCAGAGCCCCGUCGCCCAGCACAGCCCCGUGGCACAGCCCGCACCCCCGCAGCCCCUGCAGCUGCAGGGACAUGAGAACAGUUACAGGUCAGAAGUAAAAGCUAGACAGGAUGUGAAACCUGAUAUCCGGCAACCUCCAUUUACAGACUACAGGCAGUCUUCAACUGACUACCGCCAGCCUCCCCUGGACUACAGGCAUCCUCCUGUGAUGGAUUACCAGCAGCCACCACCUCUCGACUACAGGCAGCCACCCUUGAUGGAUUACAGGCAACACUCACCCGACACCCGGCAGUACCCCCUGUCGGACUACAGACAGCCCCAGGACUUUGAUUAUUUCACUGUUGAUUUGGAGAAGGGAGCCAAAGGUUUUGGGUUUAGUAUUCGAGGAGGAAGGGAGUACAAAAUGGAUUUGUUUGUGCUGAGAUUAGCAGAAGAUGGACCAGCAAUAAGAAAUGGAAGGAUGAGGGUAGGAGAUCAAAUAAUUGAAAUCAAUGGAGAAAGCACAAGGGACAUGACACAUGCCAGAGCAAUAGAGCUAAUCAAGUCUGGUGGCAGGAGAGUGCGACUGUUGUUGAAACGCGGAACAGGCCAGGUCCCUGAAUAUGACGAACCAAACUCCUGGAGUGCUCCCUCUGCCACCUCCCCAGGUCUGCCGGAAGUAGCUCUUUCCCUCGACGACAUAAUCUCACCAUUAUCUUCAUCACACAUAGCCCCACCCUCUGACCCUUCUCACCAGAUAAGCCCAGAACCAACAUGGGAUAUCAAGAGGGAACACGAUGUAAGGAAACCAAAGGAGCUUUCGGUGAACGGUCACAAAAAGAAAAGGUUAGGAGAACAAAGAGAAAGGUCAGCAAGUCCUAAAAAGGUAGACAGGUCAAAGCACGAAGAGGCUUCUUGGAAAGGAUAUUCGGAAGGCAAAAAUAAGACCACUGAUGGUGGCAGGCACACCUCAGAAAGCAAAGUGGUGGGACACAGCGUUAUGAUCGAGGCUGGCGUGAGAGAGCACGUGUGUGCUGGAACCAGUGACGAACAGUUUGGGAGGCUGAAGAAGCCGGAAAGCAAGAGGGGAGGAUCUCUUAGCAAAAAAGAAGAUCACAAAUCCACAAAUACCAGUGAGAAGAAGUCAGCUGCAGCACCCGACCACAUCAGGCUUGAUACAGGUGCUACCAAGACGUACAGCAGCAAUCGCUGCAGCUCGCCUGGAAGCGAUAUGGACCACAGCCAGAGGGACCCUGACGGGAAACCCAGCGAGUUCCCCAGGAAGGGACAUCUCCACUCCAUUAGCACUCGCAGCACCAACACCACAGUUCGAAAGGCAACGGUCUCCCCAGGGCCAUGGAAAAUCCCUGGCUCGGAUAAGCUACCUAGUGUCCUGAAGUCUGGUACUUCUGCCAUGAGCAGAUAAGCACUGGGACUGUUGCCCUCUAACUGUCUCAAAUCGACGCAGAACAUUCUUCUUAGUUUUUGUCUCACAUUGAUUUAUUUUAAUUUAUUUUAACUAUCACGCAUUAUACACAAAGCAUUGAGGAAUGAAAACAUUAGUGUGUAAUUCCAUGACAAUGUGCACAGUAUCUAAUAAGUUCAAAAGCAUAUAGUCAACACGGAGAUUUAAAACCGACCCUAAAGUCCCAGUUCCAUUUUAGGGACUUUGGCAGCUAUGGAAGAAACCAAAACAAUAUGAAGGACAGUACAUCAGAGAAAGGGUAGUGCAGUGUAGCUUUAGCAUUUUUUUCCACUGCAUGAAGGACUUGGAUUUCAUUCAAACUUUAUAUCAAGAAACUGGAACAAGUUAGAGCAAUCGCAAACUGGAACAUCGCCUUAAAUAAAACUGCACGGAGCAAGCUGAAACUGAGAGAGGAUCUUUUCAUGGAGCUAAAAUGUUGUAAAUAAAUCGUUCUCGACAUAUCUAGACAGGGGUUAAAGGGUUUCUUUGAAGCAUUCAGAACUGUAUGCCCAUGACACAUCUCCACUGUUACCACUUUGGGAUAGUCCACGUGAUACCCUGUAGCAUAGUUCACUGGGCGCUACGGGAGGAGUUGGGAAUCUAGUGGAUUAGUUUCUGUGAUACCAUUUCUACUGCCAUUUUUGUGAACAAACCAUAUUUCUGUACAUUGGAAAGGAGUUAGGGUGGAGUUGUAUUUGCAAAAAUUAUUUUCCAAAGCAAUUUACUACAGGUUCCCCAAAUCCUGCAAGGUAACACUCAAGCCAAUUGGCCAGGCUCAGAACUUCAGACAUCCACAAGGCCCUUGCAAUGAAAGGAAGAUUGCUACAGAGAAAAAGCUGCAGUUUCCUUAAGGAAAGGCCUUUCCCUCCUUCAGAAAAUGAUAGCUUCUCUUAUCAACAGUGCUAUGUUUCAUACCCACUUGCAUUUAGUUAGGAUGCUCUCACCUUCCAUCCCCUAUGUUUGGCAGAGCAGGUGCCUUUAAGGCACACGUUAACAAUAGUUAGACUGAAAUUCCGUCUUUGAUGUCUUCGUUCAGUAAAUUCAAUAUAUAUUUCCAUUUUUAAAAAUGGUUUCCAUAUUAUCAUUUCUUCCCUACCUCCAUUUUUUUUUUUUUUAGCAUUUUUUGCUUAUCUGUUUUGAAUUUCAAGCCUUAAGUGCCAGGUAAACAUUCCAGUCUGCCUUCACAGGAAAUAAGCCCAAGUUCAGUCAAUCGGUCACUAUCUUGUUUAAAAAAAAGAUGUUGUGUGUAUGUAUAAAUGUGCACAUGCUUAUUUGUCUGUCAAAAUUAAAACAAAAUCCUGGGCAAUAAUACAUUGGUAAUUCUAAAAAUAAAAAAUAAAAAAAUACUGUCAAAAAAACAUAUUUUAAAACUAUUAUUCUCUAGCAAUCUUAGUUCCUUACAUGCUCUGCUGAAAAAUUAGAUUGAGAUUGGCUUUGUUCCAAGAAAUUAGCACAUUACUGUACAUCCCAAACAUUGCACUGGACUGAGAAAUUUACAGGCAUGUUUCCUCCUGUCCAAUUAUUUGAAAAGCCUCAAGUAAAGGAUUUUGCAGCUUUCAAACAACUUUUUUUUUAUAUAUAGAAAACAGAAAGUCCAUCUAUAGUUUCUAAAAAAGCACAAGUCCAUGUAGCUGUUUAUAAAACUCUUAUUUAAUGGAAAAAAAAUAAUAAAAGAAAUAAAAAAAUCUUUAUCCCCUGAACUAGAAUCCAAUAUAAUUUGCCAUUAAUUUAUUGAAUCUGAUUUUGGACAAUGCUUCUGUAGUGUAGAUGCACGUCCCAGUAUCUUAUUUUUAUGUAUAAAGAAAGCAAACAAUGAAAUCUGAAAAACAGUUGAGAUUAUGCUUGCAUAAACUCUAAUUUGCACAGUUCACAGCUACUCCUUGUGCAGUAAUUGCUUUAUGCGGCUGUAAUCGAUAACCUGUGAAGACAGCACAUCAUCUAAACCCCAUUCCAAAUAAUAUUUCUGUGUAGUGUUAGCUGUGAAUUUACCCUGUACAGCUCUAUCUCUAUAAAUAUAAUUCCAUGUAUUAAUAGUCACAGAAAGGCUGUAAGUGAGCAACUAUUUUUAUGAAACGCACCACUAUGGAUAAAUUAACUUUUACAGAAAUCUUGUUUACUGUAUGAUAUUCUAAACCACUGUCAAAUAAAAUAUAUAUCCAAAAA
Messenger RNA from Anas platyrhynchos (mallard), 7149 nucleotides. RefSeq names its product membrane associated guanylate kinase, WW and PDZ domain containing 2 (gene MAGI2). NCBI's taxonomy places the organism in Eukaryota, Metazoa, Chordata, Aves, Anseriformes, Anatidae. The record is from RefSeq and is a predicted model, not a curated record. Gene Ontology annotation, biological process: signal transduction; receptor clustering. Gene Ontology annotation, molecular function: type II activin receptor binding; signaling receptor complex adaptor activity; beta-1 adrenergic receptor binding. Gene Ontology annotation, cellular component: cytoplasm; dendrite; cell-cell junction.